AUGUUGAGAGCUAGAGCAGUGUGCCACUCACGACGGUCGGCAUUGUCCGCAUCCGCUAUAGCAGGCCGAUAUUACGCCACUUACGCCGCUUCUCGCACAAAUUCUACACUAGACCAGCGCCUCAUUUCAAAGUAUCCACCAGGACACCAGACGCAUGGGUUUGAAAUCUUGCAAACGGCACCAGUGCCCGAGUUUUCGCUAGUGGCGGUCUUGCUCAAACAUCAGCAUACAGGAGCCCAGCAUCUACACUUGGAUAACCCGCAGGACCACAACAAUGUGUUUUCCAUCGCGUUCAAGACAAAUCCGCCGGAUUCAACCGGUGUGCCGCAUAUCUUGGAGCACACCACGUUAUGCGGCUCUACAAAGUUCCCCGUUCGUGAUCCUUUCUUCAAAAUGACCAAUCGAAGCUUGAGCAACUUCAUGAACGCAAUGACGGGCCACGACUACACUUUCUACCCCUUUGCCACGACAAACCGCAAGGAUUUUGAAAACUUGAUGGAUGUCUAUCUCAGUUCGGUGUUGCUGCCGUUGUUGAAAAGCCAGGAUUUCUUGCAAGAAGGAUGGCGGUUGGAGAAUGCCGAUGUUGCAGAUGCAAAGAGCGCGUUGGAGUUCAAAGGCGUGGUGUUUAACGAGAUGAAGGGGCAAUAUUCAAACACCAUGUACUAUUUCUACAUCAAGUUCUUGGAGUCCAUAUAUCCCAGCUUGAAUAACUCCGGCGGCGACCCUUUGAAGAUGACGCUGUUGUCGUACGAGGGGCUCGUGCUGUUCCAUGCUAACAAUUACCACCCUUCAAAUUCGAAAACUUUCACCUAUGGUAAUUUGCCCUUGGACGACCAUUUGAAACGGUUAGACGAGUAUUACCGCGGGUUCGACAAGAGAGUUUGCAACGUUGACGUGAAACAACCAAUCUUUUUUGCUUCCACUAAUGGAGGUGAGAAGCAGUCGACUUAUGAUGUCACCGUCAAAGGUCCCGUGGAUACCAUGGUUAACAAGGACAUUUCCCACCAGUUUCAUUCGUCAGUGACGUGGUAUUUGGGUAACCCGUUGGAACCUCGCAUGCACUAUGAGCUUUUCAAGUGGAAAAUAUUGGGCUCGCUUUUGUUUGAUGGGCACGGAUCGCCAUUUUAUCAAGAAUUGAUUGAGGGUGGUUAUUCUGAGGAUUUUUCAGCUAACUCGGGGUUGGACUCAACAACGGCGUUGUUUUCAUUCACCGUGGGGUUGAAUUUCUUGACAAAGGAGAAAGUUGACAGGUUGGAGGCUAAAAUUUUGGCAAUUUUGCAAAACAAGGUCGUUCCUGAGUUACAGAACCCGCAGAGUGUCUACCAUGAACGAGUCAAGGCUUUGUUGCACCAAAUUGAAAUUGGGUUCAAGAAACACAAGCCUGAUUUUGGAUUUGGAUUGCUUAGCGCACUUGUUCCGUCCUGGGUCAAUGGAGUUGAUCCCAUAAACCAGUUGAAAGUGGAGGAGAUUUGUGAUAUAUUCAAACGGGAGUUUGAACAACUGGGAUUGCUGAUGUUUGAAAAGAUGUUGAACGAGUCGCUUUUGAAUAGCAAGACUCCCAAGUUUAAGUUCACGAUGGAGCCACAGCAGGAUUUCAGCAAGGUUGUAGCUGACAAGGAAGCUUCUAAUCUCAAGCAGAAAGUGGAACAAUUGACCACAGAGGAUAAAGAGUCAAUUUACAACCGGAAUUUGAAACUCCUCGAAUCGCAAGCUCAAGAGGAAGAUGCAAGCGUACUCCCAACACUAACGAUGGAAGACAUUGCCAAGCAGGGGGAUUUCUACUCCAUCAUGCACUCCAACAUGGAUAACACCACGGUAGCUAAACGGAUAGUCGACACAAACGGGUUAGUCUACGUCUACGCUUUAAAAGAUAUCCCUUACUUGCCAACAAAAUACUACAAAUACUUGCCCUUGUUCAACAGCUGUCUCACAAACUUAGCCGGAACCACUACAACAACAACCACUGAAUUGGAAACAAAGAUCCAAAUGUAUACUGGCGGUAUCGGGUUUGGCGCCAAAGCCAGCACUAACCCCUAUAACAUCAACGAGAUGAAGUUGCAAUAUCUGCUAUCGGGAGCAGCACUCAAGCAAAAUGCCAGCUACGUGUACAAUCUCUGGCACGAGAUCUUGACGGAAACAAAAUUGGACGCGGAAGAGGAUGUGAUUGAUAAAUUGUCCACCUUGAUCCGCAACUUGGCCCAGAACCAGAUAAACAAUAUUGCAGACCGAGGCCAUUCCUAUGCGUGCGGCGAGAGCAAUGCCAAAUUGACACCUGCAAAAUACGUGGGCGAAUUAAUGAAUGGAUUACCUCAAGUUCAGUUGAUUAUGGAGAUGAACCUGAAAUUGGAAGAGAGCGGAAAAGAGUAUUUGGCUAAUGAGCUUUUGCCCAUCUUGAGAGAAAUCAGGCGGUAUGUGCUACGUGGACAGUUUAGAUAUCGGAUUGUUGGCGAUGAGUCAAUAGUCAAGGAGAAUGAACCAUUGAUUGCUAAAUUCGAUCACGGCAUCUCGUUAUCAUCAUCAUCAACAACAACACCGCCACCAAAGCCAGAGGCAGCUGCUCGCGGUCUCGCGGAACUACUUGAUAAUUUCAACUAUAAUCACCGCACGGAAAAGCAACUCAUCAACCUCCCAUUCCAAGUCGGUUAUUCGAGUUUAGCCAAGCGUGGAGCUGCGUAUUCAACAAAAGACGGAGCCGCGUUGCAAAUCUUGUCGCAGCUCUACACAUUCAAAACCCUCCACUCGAAAAUACGGGAACAGAAUGGUGCCUAUGGAGGAGGCCUCAAUUUCGAUGGGUUGGGAGGCACGUUGAACUUUUACAGUUAUCGCGACCCCAAUGCUGUGAAGUCGAUUGAGACUUUCGAGUCGACUUUUGCUUAUGGGCUAGAUGCCAAUUGGAGCGAUAAGGAUUUGACCGAGGCGAAAUUGCGCGUUUUCCAAAGCGUCGAUGCACCCAUCAAUAUCGCUAGUCAGGGAGCAACGAGUUUCUUUGAAGACAUAUCGGAUGAGUUGAGACAGCAGCGGAGAGAAAACUUUUUGAGCACCACGAAUCUGGACUUGGUUGACGUCGCCCAACGUUAUCUUGUUGGCGAGCCGCAAAACAUCAUUACUGUGAUUGGAGAUCAGGAGUUGCUCAAAGUUGACGAUUCGUGGAAAGUCAGGAAUUUGAAACUUGCCCAAUGA
Lodderomyces beijingensis is the source of this 3180-nucleotide messenger RNA. The record is from the annotation of a GenBank genome assembly. Lineage: Eukaryota; Fungi; Ascomycota; Pichiomycetes; Serinales; Debaryomycetaceae.